Molecule: messenger RNA, 1595 nt
Organism: Amyelois transitella
Lineage: Eukaryota; Metazoa; Arthropoda; Insecta; Lepidoptera; Pyralidae
Exons: 2
Coding region: 146-1333 (395 amino acids)
Source: RefSeq, a predicted model, not a curated record
GACCCAUGUCUACGGUGCGGCGCCGUUUGCCGUGCAACGGUACGGCACCGCCGCCGGCAGAUGGCGCGGCGCCGUGCCGCGCCACGGCGUCGUGUACCGGCACGUACACGCUCAGCACUUAUACCAAAAUUAGUUUUGGCUUGUUAUGGACCGCAAAAGACGUAUCCUGCUCCUGUUGCUGUUAAGACGUCGACGAAUGAAGAAAAAACGAAAUCAAAGAAAAUAUUGGGUAAAUCCAUACCUUUCUAUAAUGAACCAUGAUGGAGAUCAUUUUAAGAGGAAAUAUGAAGCGUUGAAAAUAUGUGGUGAUGACAAAUUUUACGAAUAUUUUAGAAUGUCUAUAUCAAGUUUUGAAGAACUGCUAACCAAAAUAGCGCCUCGUAUACAGAAGAAAUACGUGUUCAGGAAACCUGUUGGGCCCAUGGAAAUGCUAGGCUUAACUAUAAGAUUUUUGGCAACAGGGAAUUCAUUCAGAGAUAUGGAAUUCACAGAUUAUCGUGGAAAAUCUACAAUUGGAAAAAUUGUACGAGAUGUUUGUCGUGCUAUAUGGGACAUUCUUUUAAGUGAAAGUAUACCGAAAAUAUCCGAAGAGCGAAUUGAAAAAAUAGCUAAGGAUUUUGACGUAAGAACAAAUUUCCCGAAUUGCAUGGGGGCAUUGGACGGGAAACACAUCCGAAUAUGUAGUCCUGCCCACAGUGGGUCCCUUUUUUUUAACUAUAAAAGUUUUAACUCUAUAGUCUUGCUGGCACUGGUGGAUUCUAAGUAUAGAUUUGUAUAUGUUGAUAUAGGAUCGUAUGGAAAGGAAUGUGAUUCCACCAUUUUCCACAAUUCAAAACUAUACGAAUUAUUAUUGCAAAAUCGACUUCCCAUACCAGCGCCAAAGCCUUUACCGGGGCUCCAAAAUUCAGUUCCCUAUGUUUUUAUCGCUGAUGAAGGCCUACCGUUACUUAACAAUCUAAUUCGUCCAUACCCAGGGAAGCAUCUCAGAGAAGAACAAAGGGUUUUCAACUAUCGUUUGAGUCGAGCAAGAAGAUAUGUCGAGUGUGCUUUUGGUAUUUUCGCAAAUAAAUGGCGAGUAUUUCAUCGGCCCUUAAAUGUUCAAUAUAAUUUUGCGACCGACAUUAUCAAAGCAUGUUGUGUUUUACACAAUUUUGUUGUAAGUCGAGAUGGAGUUAGAAAAUCAGAGGAGUUAUAUAUUGACGACUGUUUUUUGAACCUUCCACAAACAGCAGAUGACGUUUCCUUAACAAAUCCUGUCAAUAUAAGAGACGAAUUUUGUAAAUACUUUAAUAGUGAUGUCGGUGCGCUUAGUUGGCAACUAAGCAAAAUAUAACUAAAGUUGGGUCACGGAUCGAACCCACCAAAUGUAUUGAGUGUGUGUAAAUGGCAAGUUCAUAAUAAUACUAAGCAUUAAUGCAUUGAUUUCACUUUGAUGUUUAUUGUAUUCACUUUAUUAAGUUAAAAAGAUAAAUAAAUAGGUAGGUAUAUACUCACCGAGUUUCGUUUUUUCUUUAUUGUCCAUGCUGUCGAAUGAUGGAAAAAUAUUUAGGCAGACAUCUUUCCACCCUUCUGUUUUUAAAUUUUUAUUCUUAUAA